AUGGAUACGACCCCACACCCCCGCUCACAGCUCGAGAAGAUCUGGAAACGGAGGGUCUCCCUAGGUUCAGCGUUGUUCCUUGUCAAUCGGUAUGGAACGCCGCUGCAGUAUGUGGCAAUUAUUAACGUGGUGAUGAUACUCCGCGUCUACGCCCUCUACGCCCGGAGUAAACGCGUUCUGGUAUUCCUGAUGACGCUGUGGACAGCACAGAUUGUGCUAUCCGCCAUUGGUCUGAGUACGGGAUUCGCCAUCCCAUUACCGCCGGGCUUGGUAGGCUGCAUCUACACCGGAACACACCAUCUUUUUCCCUGUCUCUGGGUUACACCACUCGUAACAGACUCGGUUAUCUUUUUCAUGACGAUCUGGAGAGGAAGGAGGUAUCUGACGAGUUUUUCUGGAUCACCGACGAAUCAUGUCUUCGUACGAGACGGCGCCAUUUACUUCCUUGUCAUCUUCCUUUCCAACUUGGCCAACACAUUAAUCUUCUUCGUGACGACAAGAGGAGACCUCAAACCCAUCGCCGCCUCCUUCAACCAACUCCUAACAUCAACAAUGAUCUCCCGCCUAGUCCUCAACCUCCGCUCAGCAGGUAUCCACGAAGACAACCAGCCCCCGGGGUUCACCAUCCCCCCAAUCUCGCACGACCUCCGCUUCGCAGGUCGUACAACGGCAGCACAAGGUUUAACCGCCAUCUCCACUGUGACUGAGGUGACAGAGACGACGGAAGGACAGAAAUCGGAAGAUAUCAUGUUGUCGGAUUUCUCUCAGGCUCCGGCGAUGGAUUUCAAGCGCAGUUUUCCUGACCCCGGAGAGGAUGUAGAGUUUGAUCGGACGAGGUUGGUGGGGAGACCUCGGGCUGUGUAA
Molecule: messenger RNA, 864 nt
Organism: Coprinopsis cinerea okayama7#130
Lineage: Eukaryota; Fungi; Basidiomycota; Agaricomycetes; Agaricales; Psathyrellaceae
Exons: 6
Coding region: 1-864 (287 amino acids)
Source: RefSeq, a predicted model, not a curated record